UAUCAAGCGCGGGCCGAGCGCUAACAAACGGCGUAGCGUUCAGAGCCGCCCCGGUCGCCGCGGACUCCACAUUCCAACGUCUUGCUGCCAGUCUGCACCAGUGUAAGACUGAGUGACCGCUUUCUACCCGUGCGACACUAACACAUUACCAAAAUGUCCGACGAAGAGGAAUAUUCUGGCUCCGAAGAGGAGGAAGUCGAAGAAGAAGUCGUAGAGACGCCCGCUCCCAAACAAGAGAGUAGACCGUCGAUCGCCAGUGAGGGAGAUCCAGAAUUCAUUAAGCGUCAAGACCAAAAGCGGUCUGAUCUAGAUGAGCAGCUGAAGGAAUACAUUAACGAAUGGCGUAAACAGAGGUCCAAGGAAGAAGAUGAGCUCAAACGUCUCAAGGAGAAGCAGGCCAAGCGCAAGGUCUCCCGCGCGGAAGAAGAGAAACGCCUCGCCCAGAAGAAGAAGGAAGAGGAAGAGAGGCGAGUCCGCGAGCUAGAGGAGAAGAAACAGCGUGACAUCGAAGAGAAGAGACAGAGGCUCGAAGAGGCCGAAAAGAAGAGGCAGGCUAUGCUUCAGGCCAUGAAGGAUGCCUCUAACAAAACUGGACCUAACUUCACCAUCCAGAAGAAGAAUGACAACUUCGGCCUUAGCAACGCCCAGCUGGAGCGCAACAAGACCAAGGAACAACUAGAAGAGGAAAAGAAAAUCUCCCUGUCCAUCCGCAUCAAGCCCCUGACCAUCGAAGGUCUGUCCGUAGACAAGCUUCGCCAAAAGGCCACCGAACUCUGGGAAUGCAUCAUCAAGCUCGAGACCGAAAAGUACGAUCUUGAGGAGAGACAAAAGAGGCAGGACUACGACUUAAAAGAGCUCAAAGAAAGACAAAAGCAACAGUUAAGGCACAAGGCUCUCAAGAAGGGACUCGACCCCGAGGCACUCACAGGCAAGCACCCCCCUAAAAUCCAAGUCGCGUCGAAAUAUGAAAGGCGUGUUGACACACGCUCGUAUGACGACAAGAAGAAACUGUUCGAGGGUGGUUACGAUACUCAAUUAUCGGAGUAUAUGGAUAAGUUAUGGAAGGAGAAACUUGAGGAGUUCACUAACCGAAAUAAAACGAGACUGCCGAAAUGGUUCGGUGAGCGGCCCGGCAAGAAGAAGGGCGAACUCGAAUCCCCCGAAGGCGAGGAAGACGUUAAGGCCGAGCCCGACGAAGAUGAGGAACCCCAAUUCGAACCUGAACCUGAGGAGGAAGAAGUCGUGGAAGAGGAAGAGGUAGAGGAGGAAGAGGAGGAGGAGGAAGAAGAAGAGGAAGAAGAGGAGGAGGAGGAAGAGGAAUAGGCGUUAAGUUAAGGAGCCACCCUCGAGCCGGAUUGAAGCGGACUGUACUGUUGCAUAACCAUUAACUUAUUAUAAAUUAUUUUUAUUAUUUAUAUAAUGUUCACUUGUAACAACACGGCAACUCGCCACCAACACCUGUGGCAGCAUUAAACUAAUUUAUUAUAAGA
Molecule: messenger RNA, 1490 nt
Organism: Pieris brassicae (large cabbage white)
Lineage: Eukaryota; Metazoa; Arthropoda; Insecta; Lepidoptera; Pieridae
Gene: TpnT
Product: troponin T, skeletal muscle
Exons: 14
Coding region: 154-1323 (389 amino acids)
Biological process (GO): sarcomere organization; regulation of muscle contraction; muscle contraction
Cellular component (GO): troponin complex
Molecular function (GO): tropomyosin binding
Source: RefSeq, a predicted model, not a curated record